CAGUUCAGGGAGGCCUGGCAACUGAACACAAAAAAUGGCAGGAUAUUCGUACUUGUUCAAGUACAUUAUUAUUGGCGAUACUGGCGUGGGCAAAUCAUGCCUGCUGUUGCAGUUCACAGACAAGCGUUUCCAACCCGUCCACGACUUGACGAUUGGUGUCGAGUUUGGCGCUCGUAUGAUUACGAUCGACAACAAGCAGCUCAAGCUUCAGAUCUGGGACACGGCCGGCCAAGAGUCGUUCCGAUCGAUCACGCGGUCGUAUUACCGCGGAGCGGCGGGCGCACUUCUCGUCUACGACAUUACAAGACGAGACACAUUCCUGCAUUUGACAAACUGGCUCAGCGAUGCGAGGCAACACUCCAACACCAACAUGGUCAUCAUGCUUAUUGGCAACAAGAGCGAUUUGGAUGCCCGCCGCCAGGUCUCGUAUGAGGAGGGCGAGCAAUUCGCCGCCGAGCACGGCUUGAUUUUCAUGGAGACUUCGGCCAAGACCGCAGCAAAUGUGGAGGACGCUUUUAUUGGCACCGCAAAGCAAAUCUACCAAAAAAUCCAGCAGGGCAUUUUCGAUCUGUCAAACGAGGCGAACGGCAUCAAAGUCGGCCCCCAGCACGCUGGCAGCGGAGUCGUCCCUGUCGGCCGUGGCGAGACUGGAGGCGACGGUGGCAAUCCUAAUGCUGGCGGCGGCUGCUGCUAGAAACUCUGAGACUCUGUCGCUUCUGGGUGCUCUUCCUGGGGGUUUUAAAAGUCAUGACGCUAGUCCUCCCCUAUUUCCGCAGUUCUGCAAUUUCUGCUGCAGUUUUUGUUUAAAAUGAAUCCCCCAUCCCUGUUGGCCAAACGAUUCGUUCGAUGAUUGUGUCGAUUGUGCUGGUUUGAUUGAUAUUUUGUGUUUGUGUGCUUGUGUUUUUUUUUUGCAUUGAUGAAUACUGUACUACUUUCUCGCA
Capsaspora owczarzaki ATCC 30864 is the source of this 941-nucleotide messenger RNA. RefSeq names its product Ras-like protein Rab-2A. Gene Ontology annotation, molecular function: GTP binding; GTPase activity. Bases 35 to 694 code for a protein of 219 amino acids. The transcript has 4 exons. Gene Ontology annotation, cellular component: Golgi apparatus. The record is from RefSeq and is a predicted model, not a curated record. NCBI's taxonomy places the organism in Eukaryota, Filasterea, Ministeriida, Capsasporidae.